Messenger RNA from Punica granatum (pomegranate), 3188 nucleotides. Lineage: Eukaryota; Viridiplantae; Streptophyta; Magnoliopsida; Myrtales; Lythraceae. The record is from RefSeq and is a predicted model, not a curated record.
CGGAGCUUCGACUGUGAUUUGUCUCGUCUUUCUUGAGAUUGAGAUGGUCCGGGGGAGUGAGGAUGUGGAGGCGUCGGAGCUUCCAUGGCCCUGCGGCUCUUCGAUUUCAAGCCGGUAGUUAUCAUCAAGUUGUCGCUCCUCUGCUUCGCAAUCACACUCAGGUAUGCAAUUUCGCAUCUGCUGCCGGAGCUGUCAAGCACGAAAUUGAGAGGCCGAGAACCCUCGAUGAGGCCCAGAAUUGCUUCCAUAGCAUGACUCUCAUGCAGCCUCCGCCUCAUGUUUUUGAGUUCUGCCGUCUCUUGGGAGCGGUUGUCAGGAUGAGACACUACUCCUCUGCGAUUGGUUUGAUCGAACGCAUGGAUGUGUUAGGGCUCGCCUGCCAUAUCUCUGUCUGGAAUAUCUUUAUAAAUUGCCUCUGCCAUCUCAAGGAAGUGGAUCUCGGUUUCUCUGCUUUGGCUAAACUGAUCAAGCUUGGGCUUCGACCGGACUCCGUCACCCUAAAUACUCUGGUCAAUGGGCUUUGUUCCAAGGGUGUGAUUUCUAAAGCAGUGAUGCUUGCCGAUGAGAUGUCGAGCAUUGGGUUCGAGCCCGACUCAUUCACUUGCGCAACAAUUAUAAAGGGUUUGGUGAGGACUGGCAAGACCGACCUUGCCGUCGGAUUGAUGGGCAAGUGGGAGAAAGUGAGCGGCAGGCUGAAUGCAUUUGCUUAUAACACAGCCAUUGAUGGCUUAUGCAAGCAGGGACGAGUGAUAGAGGCUUUCAGCCUCUUAAACAGGAUGGUCCAAAGAGGCAUUCAACCAGAUGUCGUUACUUAUAACACUCUGAUUCGGGCUCAGUGCAACAUGGGGCAAUGGCAUGAGGUCCAUAGACUGUUUCAGGAGAUGGUGCAGAGGGGAAUACUUCCGAACGUAAUUACAUUCAGUAUUUUGGUGGAUGCAUUCUGUAAAGAAGGGGAACUUUCGGAAGCAGAACGCGUCUUCGAAAUGAUGGCCCAGAAAGGUGUGGAGUCCGAUGUAGUCACAUACAAUUCAAUAAUUGAUGGCUAUUGCCUUCAUAAUCGCGUGGAUGAUGCUGCUAAGCUAUUCGGCCUGAUGCUUGAACGGAAUUAUGCUGCUAAUGUUGUCACUUAUAAUGCAUUGAUCAAUGGAUAUUGCAAGUCCAAACAAAUCCAUAAAGCGUGGCUUCUAUAUCAAGAAAUGCUUGGCAAGGGUUUGAUUCCUGAUGUGGCGACGCACACUACUCUCAUCGGGGGCUUCUGCCUGGUUGGCAAUUUUCAUGCUGCAGCGCUACUAUUUGACAAGAUGCAUGCUUAUGGGCAACCUCCAAACGUCCAAAGUUACGCCACUAUGUUAGAUGGCUUGUGUAAAGCAAAACAAGUAGACAAGGCAAUUGCAGUGUUCCAGCAAAUGGAGAAUCAUCAGUUGGAGCCUAGCAUCGUGAUUUACAAUAUCCUCAUCAAUGGUCUAUGCAAUGCAGGGAAGCUCGAACCUGCAAGAGAACUCUUCAAAGGUUUGUCUGCAAAAAAGGUGGAACCUGGUGUUGUCACUUUCAACACAUUGAUUAAUGGAUUGUGUAAUGAAGGUCAUAUAAGCGAAGCCUUCACAUUAUUUAAUGAGAUGGAAGGAAGGGGAUGUGUCCCGAAUUCAGGCACAUACAAUGUGUUGGUUAGAGGAUUUCUUAGAAAUGGCGACAAGUUAAGUGUGGAGCAGUUGCUACGAGAAAUGAAUCAGAAAGGUCUCGCUGCAGAUGCAUCAACAGCCGAACUCUUGCUUGAUCUAUUAUCAAAUGAUGCGUCGAUUCUAAAACUAGUACAUAAUAUUUAGUGAAUCUUUUGUCUUUCUUCUCACGGGGAAAGUGAUUGAGAAAGGAAUCUCUGUAGAUGCAUGCUCGAGGCGAACUUUUGCCUAAUCUGUCAUCCGGUGUUUGAUCCAUUGAUUUAUGACUCUUUGGGUGAAAGGAUUAAGUGCAGGGUAUAAAGUUCGAAGGUAAAGAUUCAAGACUUGCCGGUGUUACUUUUCUUCAUGACUUGACUCAGAGUAGAUUUCCUCUGCUGUUUCCUGAGUUCUCGAUUUUUGCGCUUGACUAUAAAAGCAUUAGUUGGGUUCAUUUUUACAUUGCUUAGCAUAAUUAAAUCUAUCCAGUAGGAAGGCUAGGAAAUUGGUGCUCAUCAAACUUCUUUAAUCGAUGAAGCAAAGGGAUGCAAGACCAAAUAAUGCCGUAAGUUAUAACCGUAAAAACUAGCAUCUUCAUGAACUCUGUUCUUUAACCAGUAAUAAGAAUAACUGGCAUCAUUCUUUUUUCUAUUCUUUAGUCGAUACAGCAUUCGUUUCACAAAAAAUGAAACUUGUGCUCACCAGGGUAUUAGUGAUUUCGAGAAUGUUGAAGGUUAGAUGGAAUUUUGAUCAUGCUGAUUCAGUUGUUGGAUGUUCUUGUGUUGAAUUUAUCAGAGAAGGAUAAGUCCACUUUGCGAGGGUUUCGAUCUUACAGUCAAAAAGAGAAGCCUAGGAAUGUGGCAAAACUUGGCUGGGCAUUGGUUCAUCUGCCCUAGAGGUUGGGAGACUCGAGUUAAUCAAAUCUACUACGGGGGGAAUUUUUGUGCAGGUUGGCUUGCGGGGAAGGCCAAGCAUCUUCCAUUCAGUCUUGUUUACAACCAAGAUAAGAGAGCGGAAAACAUUUUCCCGAUCAAAUUCAUUUUCUUUGAGGAUCCGCUUGUAUUAGUAAUCAAGUGUAAAGCUGGUGUUCCAGAUGUUGCAAUGUGGAGCACGGGGGCUGGUGGACGUUCAUGAUGCUGCGAUGGUGAGCAGGGCGGCAAUUGCACCCCUGCACUCGAGUAAUUUUUAUUUUUAGUGAAGGCGCUCACAGAUCUCGGUUAUGGAUGAGGCCAAAACAUGGCAGCUCAGUAGCGAGGGCUGAUCUUCGAAUGGUGCGUUCAGUUUACCUCAGAGAAAGCAACUAAUGCAUUGCUAAUUCCUAAUCGAUACUGCAUGCAUCAACGCCGUUACCUCCCGACACAAGGGAUGAAUUUUUCCAUUGUUUAAUGUAUUCGUGUUUGCCCGGGGGAUGGUCGUCAUUGUUUUGACUUUAGGCCUCAAUAAUUUCGAUAAUUUAACAGUUUAUUCGGUGAUAUGUUGGUAUUUGAUGGAAAAACAAAGGUAUCCCCAACGCAUUGAAAGUUUUUUUUGGUCUUA